AUGGAGAAAGUUGCAGGACGGGUUUAUUUAGCUCGCAUUACUGUCAAUCACGAUUCAAUUGUUUCGGUUCAUUAGGUAUCAAUUUACAUAAAGAUUCCUUUGAAGUUAGUCAUUCUGUCCAUUUGAGAGUGUGAAAAUUAAAAUCUAAUUGAAGUAUGUGUGUAAGAGAGAGUGCGUGGUGAACUCAUAUUCUGUUGUGGAAGAUCGAGUGAGUUAGUUCCUGAGGGCAAAAAAGCCGUAUACCAGCCUGGGCAUGAUGGGUACUGGUGGCAGGCUAGUUAGAUUAAAGCAUACCACAAAUCACUCAGAUGGUUCACACUUACAGCAAGACACACCUCUCUACCAGUCACACAACUGUUGUCUAUGAUAUAAAUGUGUCGGCAUGUCUGAAGUCAGACACUUAAAAAGUUUUGUAGUAUAGAUGGUAAUACCAUACUUUGAUUUAUACAACAGUUAAACCUGGUCCUCAAAUCUGAUUGACCGAGCUUUCUGUAGGUUACAUUGUUAAUUUUACAUUGUUACUUUAUCAGUGAGUCAUUAGCUCCUUUUGCAUGGACCCUAAUAAACCAACUGUAUAAAAAAAGUCACAUGUAACCACGUCAAUUGGAAUAAAUUGGCCAAAUUGUAAGGGGUGGUUUAAACCUUUUCUAAUCCUUCGAUAUGCAUGUGAACCGAAACUGGAAAUGUCUGUGCAUAUGCAAUGAUGUAGAAAUGGCACAAUGACAUAUGACGCAUGGAACAAGCUGUCAUUGUUGUCGUGUCAUUCUAAAAUUCUCAUUCCACUUAUUGUCUGUGAAGUGCUGCAGGACAAUGUCGUCCCAGCAGUCCUUGCUUUUGACUCUCAACCACAGAUGCCUUACUGCUUCUUUCUGCUUGAUAAAUAUAAUAAGCAUCACAGCACAAAGUGUCAUGCGUUCGUUGUCUCCUAAUUAGGACCCAAAAUAGAUAGAUAUUAAAGGGGAACUUCAGUGCUGGCAAAAUGGGCUUUCAAUAAAACAUGGCUGCCUAAGCAGUAAAAAGGAGAUUAUUUCUUUCUUUCUUUCUUUCUUUCAUGGAACCAGGGUUAAACGUUAAAAUAAACGUUCCCUUUCGAUAGGGUUCACCAGCAUUGCGUCAGUUCGCUGACACUUAUGGGGAACUUAAUCCAAUUGUGCCAUGCUACAAGCAUAGAACGGAAGCUGCUCUGCGAGCCGACAGCUUAGGGCCACUCAUUUGAGGGCCCCAUGAUCAGCUGCAAAAGGAGAGGUUCAGACUGCUUUCGGAGCCUGGCUACAUAGUACACAAGCAUUUGGACUGACAACACCUGUGCUUGAAGAGCAAGGAUGUCUAGGUUGCAAAAUCUGAUGAAAGUGGUCGGUGAGGACCAGCUUGUCACCACACAGAUAUCUGCGAUAGAGAUUCCACUGGACCACGCCCAAGAGGAGGCCAUACCUCUAGGCCCUAACCCCUAGGGGGCACAACAAUUCAAUGGACUUAUAAGCCAGCGCUAUUGCAUCCACAGUCCAUCUGGAAAUCCUUUGCUUGGAAACCGGCAGUCCUUUAGUGCGGCCUCCGAAGCUGACAAACAGCUGCUCUGAUUGCCGAAAUCGGCUAGAGUGCUCAGUUUACACUCUAAGGGCCCUGAUGGGACAGAGUGGAUGAGAUGCCUGUUCGUUCUCCGCAAGCGGAAGAGCUAACAGCGAUAUCACCUGCAUUCUGUACAGGGUGGAAAGCACUUUCAGCAUGUAACCUUUUCUCGGCAUGAGGACCACUUUACAGUCAUUAGGAUUGAACUCAAGGCAGGAAGUUUCCACAAAUAGAGCCUGCAGUUCUCCAACUCGCUUGACUGACGCUAAAGCCAGCAAGAGGGCGGUCUUAAGCGAGAGGGACUGAAGGUCAGUUGUCUCAAGCGGCUCAAAGGGAGGGUCCUGAAGUGCGCUAAGGACUGUGGAGAGGUCCCAUGAUGGGACCAAGCACGGACGGGGAGGAUUCAACCUCCUAGCCACCCUGAGAAACUUACUGACCUAGUCAUCUUUCCCAAUUGAUUGGCCAGCCACCGGGCGUGAUUCCAAUUCUAGGAACAAAGGCUGGUUCUGCCAAUGUGGUGGCAACAAGAGAAUUCAACAUGCUUCUUCCCGGAUUCGACUGAUGACCUGUGGAAGCAGGGCUACAGGAGGGAAGGCAUAAAGGUCAUUUCUGGGCCAGUGCGUCCAUUUCCUUUGAGAAGUAAAUCUGGCAGUGGGAGUUCUGUUCCGUUGCAGAGAUCCACAUCCGCCUGACCAAAGGUGCACCAUAUCAUGUUGACCGCCUGGGGGUGGAGUCUCCAUUGCCCCGGGGGCAGUCUGCUGUGUGACAACAUGUCUGCUCCUACAUUUGAGGAGCCCGGCACAUGAACUGCCCUCACUGAGGUUCCUCUGUGCUGAUAGGAGAAGACAGUUCACCAGUCUUUGCAGAGGUUGAGACCUGAGACCUCCUUGAUGGUUUAUAAAGGCAACCACCGUCCUGUUGUCCAAGCGGACCAGUACAUGAUGACCCCUGAGUUCCAGCCAGAAUCACCGACAUCAUUUCUAGGCAGUUGAUGUGGCAACUCAACAUAGGGGUCGCCCAUGAGCUGAAGGCUAUUCUGACAAACACACAGAGCGCCCCAGCCCAUCUUGGAGGCAUCUGUCACAAUCAUUUUUCUCCUGUAAACUGAGCCCAGUUACCCCGUCCUGGUAAAAGUGGGGUGAUUUCCAAGGGACCAAGGAUUUGAUGCACCCAUGGGUCACCUUGAGAGUGUGUCGGCCCAUGCGUCAUGCACGAGGUGGGACAUGGGCCUUCAACCAGAGCUUGAGUGGUUGCAUGUGAAGCAGGCCCAGCAGAAUGACUGAGGAAGCUGCCGCCAUGAGUCCCAGCAGCUUCUGAAACCACUUGAAGGGGUGAAGAGACCCCACUUUAAACGAGGCUGCCAUGCUCCUGAUUUUUAAAGGGGUGGUUCAUUGCGAUUUCACUUUCUUAACUUUAGUUAGUGUGUAAUGUUGCUGCUUGAGCAUAAACAGUAUCUGCAAAGUUACAGCACUGAAAGUUCAAUGCAAAUAGAGAUAUUGUCUUUUAAAGUUAUAGCAGUUUAAUGCCUACAAAAACGACCGGUUUGGACUACAACAAGCUUCUUCCUGGGUUGGUGACAUCAUAAACCCUGCCCACAUGAACACACAACAAAGUGGGCGAGGCCAUGUCACGCGGCAUAACGGAAGCUGAAGAGUUGUGUAAACCGGACACAUGCGGCGCGAACAAAAGAUAAAGGAAACCCAUUAUAUUCAGUGAUAUUGUCUACACUGGAUGCGGCGUGGAAGACAGCUUCCAGAAUCUGCACUAGUUCAAUGCUGGAUUUGCACAAAGGCUACUACUGAAGGAUGAAACAGUUCCCACUUUAAAAGCAGAAACUGUUAUUUAUGGGCCCCUAACUAGAAAACUGAUUCUAGACCAGCAGUUAUGGGCAGAUUUUCCCUCUAAAAGCAAGCAGAAGCAGUCAGUAGACUGAGUACAAAAAUACCAAGUCCAUGGCCAGGGGAAGAUUGAAAAGCAAAGUCGAAGCAACGUCAUGAAAUCUGACGUAGAAGCGUGCCUCUGAGUGUGUGAUUGGCUGCUGGGGCUGGAGAGGCACAAAUCUACAUCAUCCGGUUCUGAGCGCUUCUCUUUCAACGGUUUCUGCGUGUAACGCUGUGAUGAGUUUACAGUGCUCUCAACGCGGAUCAAAGAUCAUAUACGGACUGGACAUCUGAUUUGGUGCCAUCAUGAGUGGAGGAGUGAAUGUGAAGAGUCUUCCACGAGCCCAGCCGGGCUCCGGCAUCCCUCUGCACAGGACCAGACUUCCCUCCCCGAAACCUGAGCCCAAGUGCACCAGCAGCAGCCUUCCGAGACCAUCCACACACAUCCCUGUUAGCAACAGAAGCCCCUGUAGUAGCAGCCCUACAGCUGUCUCCUCCAAAGAUGUACUGAGGGACACCACCCUCAGAAACCAGCAUCUGCUUCUAAGAGGCAGUCCACCUAUUCAACGUUCUUCUACCAGUCCUCAAACACAGACCCAAGACUCUAGAUCAGCCCAUAACAGUCCACAGGUUCGACGGAAAGUGUCCCCACUUUCAAGGGGUAAUCUGGAUGGGCCCAAGACCGAGAGUUUGCUUGACCUUCGGUCCAAUGGCAACAAGAACUUCCAGAGUGGGAUCUUUUCUUCUCAGACAGGACGAAUGGACAAUGCUAACCGCUUGAUCUCAGAAGCACUCAAGUGCCACGAGGAGAGGGCUGCUUCUGGAAGCAGUCAAAGCAAGACGGGAAUCCCUUCAUUCAGAUUUAGUAACAACAACUUGAGGCCUGGUCCAGCAGCCACUAACGUAGAUACAGGUCUCCUCAGAGUCCAUAGAGAGAGAGUGUCCCUGCAGAAUAGUGCCUCCAGUAGCUUCUCAGAUGAGGAGAUGUGCACCCCAGAUGACCUCAGCCCGGAGGUCCCACAGAGAUCACCACCCAAGGCUAUUGCAGUCCAUAAACAGGACGCCUCCAGUGUUGAAAUGCUCAAAGCCAAACAGACACCAAAGGUCAAUAUGGCAGCCGUUGCACCUUUCAGAUACAGGCUGCAGAUUCAGGAAGACGUAUCUCUGGAUGACUUCAGCGACUGUUCCUCUGACUCAAUAGAAGUCUGCUGUGAUGACCUCAAUACUGGAGGAAUGCUUGGGGGUAGCCCAAGAGGACAAGGAGUAGAUCUGGAGACUGAGGCUGACAAAACCUCCAAAGCCAAGACCCCUCAGGGCCAGGCUGGUGCCAAAGGAGUUGGGGGCAUGGCUGCAAAAAGGGGCAAGUCAGGGCUCCCACAGGCUACUCCUCGGGCUGAGCUAAAGGUCUACCGAGCAGGAAACUCUGAGGGUCGUCUUCCAGUUCCUAGCAACCUGCGCAAGCAAAAGUCCUUGACCAAUCUAUGCGUGCUUACAGACGCUGAGAAGAAGAUGCACCUGUACCAGCCCAAGUGGUCGGAUGACAUGGAAAAGCCAGGGGCAGGUCAGAACAAGUCAGGCAAGCUCAAAGAUGCCGGAGGGGGUACUGGCAAGGGUAUCCCUCUUUCCAAAAACCUUUCCAAGUCAGAACAUUCACUGUUUCUAGGAAAGCCAAAACCCUUUAGCCCACCUUCCAAGCUGGGGAAACCCAGUCGGAUACCUAAGGGUCCUUAUGCUGAGGUCAAACCCAUCAGCAAAACUCAAGAGCUGGAAGAUGAUAGCAAGUCGGAUGAUGAGAUCUUGUCCAGCAAGGCUAAGGCUAAUGGUAAGAAAUCUGUGAGUGGUACCUCGGGAGCAGCCACCCCAGGAGGAGGUGGAGGGGGCAAAGAUGUACCAGAACCAGAGGAAGGGGACAAAACCUUCCUAAAGGUGGACCCUGAACUUGUUGUAACGGUACUUGGGGACCUGGAGCAGCUUCUCUUCAGUCAGAUGUUGGAUCCCGAGUCCCAGAGGAAACGCACCGUUCAGAAUGUCCUCGACCUCCGGCAGAACCUGGAAGAUACCAUGUCCAGCUUACGGGGGUCGCAGCUCAGCCACAGCUGUAUUGAGAGCAGCAUGUGCUACGACAGUGAUGAGACUAACGCCCGCAGUUUAUCCAACCGCUCAUCUCCUCUCUCCUGGCGCCAAGGCCAGUCCAGCCCUCGCCUGCAAGCUGGUGACGCCCCCUCCUCCGGGGUCACCGCCCACUCCCUGCCCAUCCGAGCAUCUACGCAGAUCAGCCACCUGCAGCGCAUCCAGCUCAUCGAGGGCCUGGACGCCGCGGACGAUGACCUGGCUGACCUCAAGUCUGGUUACCUCAGCGACGGCAACCUGACGGGCAAGAGCCAACCAGAAGAUGAUGACGAUGAUGAUGAUGACGUUGAUGUAGACGUCGAUGAUGAUGAUGACCUAGCCAAUGGUUGGGAUGAAAGCAGCUCCAUCAGCAGCGGUUUGAGUGACGGUUCAGACAACCUCAGCUCAGAGGAGUUCAACGCAGGCUCCUCCCUCAACUCCCUGCCAACUACUCCCAUUGGCUCCCGGCGAAACUCUGCCAUCGUGCUGCGCACUGAUGCCGAGAAACGCUCGCUGGUUGAAAGUGGCCUUUCCUGGUACAGCGAGGAGGGCAAGGCUCAAUGCCGGAAUGAGGGAGGAUAUGACACGGGCAGCCUUAAGGCCGAGUCAUCCAGCAAGUGGAAAAAGAGCAGAUCGCAGGAUGACACGGCAGUCAAGGGUGAACUAAGGAAACCGCAGACACUUGGCCACCCACCCAGCGGACUGAAGAAGAGCCGUAAUCCUCCAGUGGGCGUGACCUCUCCCAUCACGCACACCUCACAGAGCAUGCUCAAAGUGCCAGGAGUUCCAAAGAAUGAUCAGCGAGUUGUGGAUAAAGCCAAAAUGGCCGUGAAAACAUCCGGAUUACAGCGCUCCAGUUCAGAUGCAGGAAAAGAUCGUGGUGAGCACCGAAAACCUCCCUCCGGUCUUGUCCGUCCCUCAGCCGGCACGGCAAAUUCCUUCGGUUACAAGAAAACUGUUCCAACCACUGGCACUGCCACUGUGCUAACAACUGGUGGAAACACUGUCUCUGGAGACUCUGCAAUUGGGAACAAAACUCCUAAAACCUCUGGUAUCCCAGUAAAACCCUCUGCUGGUAGUGUAGGGGGAGGGCGAAAGACCAGCCUUGAUGUGUCAAACUGUGAUCAAGGCUUUAUGGCUCCGAAUGCACGUAACAACAUCCAGUAUCGAAGUCUCCCAAGACCUGCUAAGUCCAGCACCUUGAGUCUGACGGGAGGACGUCCGGGCGCUCGCCCUGUCAGCAGCAACAUGGACGCUGGUCUGCAGGGCCUAAAAACGGUCCCCACCCCAUCCAGACUGAAGGAACCAGGCAGUGUGAAGAGCUCCCAUCGGGCCAGUACAGGAGGGUGUGGUCCAGUCAACCAGACGGACCGUGAGAAGGAGAAGGCCAAAGCCAAGGCAGUGGCAUCUGACUCUGAGUGUAGCGGAGGGGGCUCGCUAAAGAACGGCACAUUGACACCAACACAGAGUGCGCUGGAGCCUCCUUCCAAGUUACUGGGACUUCGGCAACCAUCCAGCCUGGGCAAAUAUUCAGAGCUGCCCUCUCCCAACUCUCAGAGGCCCUCCAGUGCCAGAUCUCUGCCCAAACCUGCUCACCUGGACAAAGUCAACUCCAACAGCCUGGACUGUGGGAUAAUCAAUGUGGAGGACCAGCUUCCUCCUAAAGUGCCACCCUUCUCCAAAUUACAAGAUCUUUCAGGAAUUAGCAGCUCAAGUUGUCUGACCCCCAGCCCGGCUCCCAUCCUCAACGUCAACUCCUCCGAAUGUUUCUCUAGCGCCACCGUGGGCCGAGGGGGCAGUGCUGGUGGCUCUCCCUCUCUCUACCCCCGUCUCUCUGGGCUGCAUCGUAGCAUGGAGUCCUUGUCUCUACAGAUGAGUGUGUCUCCAGCAGGGGGCGGCGUGACGGAGCCCAGGCCCAGACAUGAGGACAGAGGGACUCUUGGUGGCUGGUCAGCAGGAAGCAGGGUCUCGCUCACUCUCACGACAGACAGCUCACAAAGGGACAGAAAUACUCUCCCGAAGAAAGGCUUAAGCCAGCACAUCUCCUCGCAGGCUGAGGAGGACAACAAAGAGAGACGUCACUCUCACACCAUCAUGAGCUUGACGGAGACGAGCAGUCCGCCACAGUUCCCUUCACCCAUACUGACAGGAAAGAUGCCACUGACAAGCAUCAUGACACCAAGUCCCACCUCAGGAACGCCAAGGAUGACCAGAUCCAACAGCAUUCCCGCUCAAGAGGCCAGUUUUGAGCUGUAUCAGUCCUCACCUCUGGGCAGCACCCUAUCACUUGCCGAGCGGCCCAAGAGCAUGAUCCGAUCCGGCUCCUUCAGAGACAGAGAACCUGGCGAUGAUGUUCAUGGUUCGGUGCUCUCACUGGUGUCUAAUGCCUCCUCCAACUACUCCUCGGCGGAGGAGAGAAUUCAGGGCGAGCAAAUCCGUAAGCUGAGGAGGGAGCUGGAAUCUUCACAGGAGAAGGUGGCCAAUCUGACCUCACAGCUGUCUGCUAAUGCCAACCUGGUGGCAGCAUUUGAGCAGAGUCUGGCCCUCAUGACCUCUCGACUCCAGUCCCUCUCUGUCAGCGCUGAGCAGAAGGACACAGAGUUAAUGGACCUGAGAGAAACAAUCGAGAGCCUUAAAACCAAGAACAUGGAGGCACAGGCCGUCAUCCAAGUCGCCCUCAAUAACCCUGAUGUUGCCCCCAAAGAGUUGCGAAUCAGGAGGCAGAACUCAUCCGAGAGCAUCUCUAGUCUGAACAGCAUUACCAGCCACUCCAGUGUGGGCAGCCUGAAAGACGAUGCCAAGAAGAAGAAGAAAAAGAGCUGGUUGCGAAGCUCUUUUGGCAAGGCGUUCAGCAUUAAGAAGGGUGCUAAAGGCGGCUCGAUGUACUCUGAUAUUGAAGAGAUCGCCACUCCAGACUCUUCUGCCCCCAAUUCACCAAAACUGGCCCAUGAAGAUGGAGAGAACCCACCCCCUUCCCUCCAAUCCAGCCAAUCAGCCACCUCCUCUGUGAUCCUUGAAAGUAACGAGGAAAAUGAGAGCGAUGAGAAGGUGGUAUCGGAGCUGCGGUCUGAGCUGUGGGAGAAAGAGAUGAAACUGACGGACAUCCGGCUAGAGGCGCUGAACUCGGCCCACCAGCUGGAGCAGUUACGAGAGUCCAUGAACAACAUGCAGAUGAUGGUGGAGAAUCUGAAGGCAGAGAACGACCAGCUGAAAACAGGAAGUGCUCCGUCGUCCCUUAUCCUCCCUUGCGGCCCACCUUCUACUUCCACCUCCCAGCCCUCUGGCCUCGCCAGCCUCCUGAACUCCAACCAAAGCAAACCACCCAUGAGCCUCACCAAGUCCUUCAGCCUCAGCCUCAAUGAGUGCUCAAACCCUGACGUUGCUCCUAUGGAGUUACUGAGCCUGUCAUCUCAGAGGGAUGGGGUCUUUACACGUGUGGUGGUCCGUAUAGCUGACCAGCAAGUGUCCAGAGAGCAGACGAGGCAGCAGGAUUUCUACAUCGGCUCGGUGAGAAUUCAUGGGAAAACUGAGUGGUCAAUGUUAGACACAGACAUCGCCACAGCUUUCAGGGAAUACAUUUCCCAGGUGGAUCCCAGUGCGAGUAUGGGUCUGUCUGUCGACUCUAUCCACAGUUACGGUAUUAAUCAGAGCAGGAGAGUGCUCGGAGCUGAGGCCCCUGAAAGUUCACCCUGUGACUGUUUAAAAAAGGGUCCUGGACUCGUCACUGUCACCCUCAAAGGUUUUAAGGAGAAGGGUGUGGAUAGUCUGGUGUUUGAGACGCUCAUCCCGAAGCCCAUGAUGCAGCACUACAUAAGUCUGCUUCUGAAGCACCGGCGGCUGGUCCUGUCGGGCCCCAGUGGCACCGGGAAGACCUAUCUCACCACCCGUCUGGCUGAGUACCUGCUGGAGAGAAGUGGCCGUGACCCUGGCCCCGGCCUUAUCACCACCUUCAACAUGCACCAACAGACCUGCAAGGACCUCCAGUUGUACCUGUCUAAUCUGGCCAAUCAGAUUGACCGUGAUUGUGGCGCUGAGGACAUUCCACUGGUCAUUAUCUUGGAUGAUAUCAGUGAUGCGUCCUCCAUCACUGAUCUGGUCAACAGUGCACUGACCUGCAAAUAUCACAAAUGUCCAUAUGUCAUUGGAACCACCAAUCAAUCUGUUAAGAUGUCGUCAAAUCAUGGCCUGCAUCUCAGCUUUAGAAUGGUCACCUUCUCCAACAACGUGGAGCCUGCAAAUGGGUUCCUAGUGCGUUACUUGCACAGGAAGUUGGUCGAGACGGAGGAUGAAAGCACAGUUCACAGCGCUGAGGUGCUGAGGGUUCUGGACUGGGUGCCUAAACUCUGGUACCAUCUCCAUACCUUUCUGGAGAAACACAGCACCUCAGAUUUCCUCAUAGGUCCCUGCUUCUUCCUGUCUUGUCCAGUAUCUUUAGCAGAGUUUCGCUCAUGGUUUAUUGACCUCUGGAACCAGUCCAUUAUUCCUUAUCUUCAGGAAGGAGCUAAGGAUGGUGUGAAGGUCCACGGUCAGAAAGCAGCAUGGGAGGAUCCAGUGGAGUGGGUGAGGGAUACGCUGCCCUGGCCUUCAGCUCAACAGGACCAGGCCAAACUCUUUCACCUCCCUCCGCCAACCACCGGCCCCAGCGCUGCUCCAACACUCCAGCAGCCCAGUGACGACAGGUCCAACAAGGACACGUCCCUUCCCACCAUGGAGUCCGAUCCACUGAUGGCAAUGCUGCUGAAACUCCAGGAGUCGGCCAACUACAUUGAAUCACCGGAACGGGACAUUUCAGGCAACCCCACUUUCUAGGUUGAGCUAAAGGACUUGAGAGCUCGCUAAUGGCUAGUGCUGUUUCAAAACACUGUUCUGUACAGCUGAUUUGCACCUCUUGUCUCCUUCAAAAGGUUUAUGAGAGUCGAGGAACUCUCAAGAACACCCAAGUCAAGGCAGACAAAACUCUCAGUCUGAAAGAAGAACAGAAGAACUAAUCCUGCCAGAUCUAAGCGAGAAUCUUUUUUUGCACUGUUGUCUUAACCAGUCCUUCCUUUGCUUAUCUAACCUGCAAGUUGCAUGGCAAAACUUGCAACUGAGGAUUGUGAAGAUUGGAUGAUUGUGAAGAUGAGAUGUUCUUGUCUACUAUACUGGGAACAAAAUGUGCUUCAUAUUUGUUCAGUUUUACUUUUGUUGUAGGUAAUAUCUGUCCAUAUGGACCAAAAAUCUAUUUAUUCUUAUUUGCAAGAGUACCAACACUCCAUCCUCAAGAUCCAGUCACCUGAAUCCUGUACACAAAGGUGCGGUUACAUUUAGACCAACUUGCGUGGAUGCAAAAUCUAAUGUACAAGAUGGUGCUUAGAAUUCAGCCUUAAAUGAUGUCCCUCCAUAUAUCAUAAAUUCAGUUUCAUAGCAAUCUGAAAAUAACUCUAUAUUACCUCAGUUUGCAUAGUGAUGCAGUUUUAAGGUGCAGUACAUACCCAUAACCAGGUUGCAUUUAUUCCUAUCAAACAUGCAGACAUGAAGCAGACAGACGUAGACUGUAGAUCUCUGAGAGGAUGCACUUUGAUUUGUAGCUUUCAAGCAAGAGCACUGACUGUUUGUUCAAAACUCAAGGGUCGUUCACUCUGAUGGUGGUUUGCAGCGACAAAGCAACCAGAAGUCAUUAGUUUUCAAUGAGGCGGCAUGAGCGACAGUUAAAUAUAUGCAAAUGUGACACUACCAAUGGGAGAGCAGACAGUGAAGCUCAUGUGAUCUGCUACUUGACAUUGUUGGUUAUUCAUUGUCUACGAAAGUUGCUGAAUUUUGGCGGCACUUUGAGAUGCAGCAAAGCAGUGAGGCUUAUGUGAUCCACCACCUGAUACAGUUGGGUGCGACCUCAGGUGAUUUGAUCACUGGCUGUAACAACAGGUGCUGUUACCGGUGCAUGGGAGCCGUAUGCAACGUCUUACCUUCAGUAAUCGCUUUUGUGCAUUGAGUGCAUUUGACCUUAAGGCCUGGGUAUACUUCAUUUUCCACAUUAAGCUCAGUCUCGCGUACAGUUGAGCAUGCAAGCCUUUCAAACAAUGCUUUUUCAACUCUGAAUGUGGAUAGAUAAUGUGUUAGUGGACCUUGCAAUUGCGCAUGCGCUGUUAUUGGCAGACACAUGGAUUAUGGUGAUGAUGAAAAUCACAUGGAUAGACCCGUGAUGGAGCAGAACGUGGACAAGGGAAGUAUACUUUCGGCUUUAGUUCCAAUACCCAAGGUGCUCAUGGAUCAUCAAGAUAAUCCAAGGCUUUGUUCUCACGACACCACAAACCCGAUUCGCUUGCUGAUGUCAUUACUGUAGCAGCUAAUGUAGGCCCUGUUUCCACCAGGUAUUAACGUGUUUGUAAUGUGUUUUGUUGAGAAACUCCUUUUUUAUUUUGGGCACACUCUACGUAACUUUGAUACUAUUGAAUGAAUGAACCCGUGUUACGUGGCUUAUGAGCAGGCAGGAAAGAAAGAGAAUGCAAAGGAUACGGAUGGCAGCUGCAAUUUCAAUCGUAAUCAGUUUGUUUUGGUACAACACAGCCAAGUGCAACGCGCAAAGGACGAAUAAACAUUUACAUUACAAAUGUAAUAUGGUCAUAUGCAGUGUUGGGGAACGUUACUUUCAGUGUUGGGGGUAACGCAUUACAGGUAACUUGAGUUACGUAAUCAGAUUACUUUUUUCAAUUAACUAGUAAAGUUACACAUUACUUUUUUACAACAAAAUAUCAAAGUUACUUUUUCAAAAAAGUAAUGCAAGUUACUUUGUUUUCCCAUGUAUUGACUGACAGCUUUGUCAGUUUUUGGUUUGAAAAGGCCUUUACAUUUGCCAAAAAUAUAACUUUUCCGUUGUUGUUAAAAAACAAACAAGCAAGGCCAGCCGAGGUGAGAAAAAAUAACGCAAAAGUAAUGUAACGCAUUACUUUCCAUAAAAAGUAACGUAAUUAGUUACUCUUUUUAGGGAGUAAGACAAUAUUGAAAUGCUUUACUUUUAAAAGUAACUUUCCCCUACACUGGUACUUUUAAAAGUCAGUCAAUACAUGGGAAAUCAAAGUAACUUGUGUUACUUAUCUGAAAAAGUAACUUAGAUAUUUUGUUGUAAAUUUAAAAGUAAUGCAUUACUUUACUAGUUACUUGAAAAAAGUAAUCUGAUUAUGUAACUCAAGUUACUUGUAAUGCGGUAACCCCUAACACUGGUCAUAUGGGUUUUUAACUACCUCCGUAAGUUUGUUUAGUGAUCCGAUCAUUUUAGAUGCUGUUUUUACCUAUAUUUAGUGCUGAACACUUGUGAUAACAUCACCAAAAAUGCAUCUUAAUACCAGGUGGAAACAAGUCCGUUGAUAUACUGGAUAUUGACUCCACCUCCUGAACAAAUGAAACCAAUUUGAGCUCCUGCCAAAUAAGACGGGGCUAGAUUGCGUUUGAAAACAAAAUCAGGAUUGUUUGAGUGUGAACAAAGCCAAAAUGGUUUAAACAAUUUGUUUUGUCUGGAGGAGGUUCAGCAAUUUGUUAUUUUGGCCUUUGUUAUGUCUUGAGGUUCAAAGCAAAAUAACAUCAGUGUUAGCUUACGGUUUUACAAACUCUUGUGUCCUUUGGUCUUCUCAAACAAUGUAGCCAGUUUUGGAAAUGUUGUAAUAUCUGGAUUUUAUUUACGGUAAUUUCAAGUCACAGGAACGGCCCCAUGUCAGGGUCUUUUAUAAUCUUUCAAAUCAUUCCAGUAAUAUUUAACUCUAAUAAUUACAAAAUCUCAAAAAUCACACUAAAAAAUAAUAAUGGUGGAUUGUAACUCAUGAAUGCAUUUGCUAUUGGCUGAUUACAAGUGCUCCAGAACUGUAUGUGCAUGAAAGCUUUAACUUUAAGGAAAAUGAUAGUUAAAAAAGGCACCUUAUCAUGAGAUGCCCAAGAGUGUGUUGGCAACUUGAUCUUUUACCUAAAUUAUUAUUAUUACCUGAUUGAAAUUUAAUUUCUUAUGUAUGUGUACUAACCGGUUUUAGUACUAGCACUACAUGAAACACGUGCCGUUGUAAUCUCAGAAUGUAAAUUUGAUCAAAACAUCAGUUUGCCAACACACCUAGUGCUCUUGAGGAUGCUUGCUGAUUCUUGUGCUUGUGUUUACGCGUCCUGUUACUGUCAGACGUAGCUCUCCAAAUGAAUAACCACAGCGUUUUUUUAAAGGUCUUUUUUGUACGUUUUUUACUAAAGGAUCUUAGUCUGACAUUUGUAAAUAGGAUUUUCAAAAAAAAAAAUUGCCAAAAAAUAAAAUGCAAAGGUCUAUGGUAGAAUAAACAUUGCAAGGAUCAAAUAUAACAACUAUAAACUGAAUGUGUCUGGUUAGAUUUACAUUACAGUGAGGAUCACAGUCAUCUCUCAGUAGUUAUUGCCUUUCCUGUAGGGGUAAGUUAACUGCCACAAAGUAACUAGAUCAUGUUGCCUAUGUACAUUUUCCACUAUAAAAGUGUCCUCUUUAUUCUCGUCCGGAUCGUACAAGGUAUUGAAUAGCUUUUACGAUUAGUUGGUCACAAACAAUCCAUAAAAAAACAGUAAAAAAGAAGUGGUAGCGGUGCUUCAAAUCACACAAGUACCUCAAAUCUGUCUUAACAGCUCAUUAUAUGAUCAAAACACUUCCCUUAAUAGCUUAUGGAUAGUUUGGGGCUUUGGGGAAGAUUCCCAGUUGUUUGUCUUGAAAAUGUGCCUAAUAUAAGCCAACUUGUUGGACAUUGCAAUACCUAAACUAUUAUGUUUUGCAAGGGAUUGUUUGCUGUGGAGGAUAGGAAUGCGAGCGAACGUGCUAUCCUUUUUUAUGCUAGCUUAUAAAAUUACAUUGAGAUUUGAGCUCGCGGGUAGUCUCGUUUCCAAAUGUCCUGGAAAUCGAGGCUGCUUUGCUAGCUUGCACAAACUGAAGCCAUUUCCCACCGUCACAGAUAUAUUUGCAUCGUAGUACAGUGUGCUUUAUCAUAUCUGCUGUCUUGCAUAGCGCCUGAUAUAGUUUGGACAACCUAAAAUAGAGUGUCUCUAACUAUGUAUCGAUUAAUUUAUUCGUUAUUUUUACUGGUUUAUGAAUAACAAUGCUGAAUGUUCAAGCAGGCAUAAUAAUAAUACAAAACCUGUGCUUUGUAAACUUUUUUUUCCCACGUGUUUUAGAUUAAACCAUGUUAUACAAGGUUUGAUAUUGUUUAAUCAAAACAGAUUGAUGAUUUGUCACUAUGCAGUGUUGGAACAACAUUUUAGCCUGCGUUCAGUUGUCAGUACCAAUGACAGAUAACAGUGGUAUAUGUGAUAAGCUAAUGUGCAGGUUUGAUGGUGUUUUAAUGUCGUUGCUGUGUAUCACCAUUGUUUGUCUGGGAAAACACAUUGGACCUACCUGUCCCGCUGGGAUUUCAAACAAAAACUUUUUUUUUCAUUGUUUUUUUUUUUUUUAAGAAAUGGAUCUUGCUUUCUCUUUAAUAAAUCUUUCUAUUUUGUAUAGAACAUUGCAAUUGUAAACAUUGUAAAUAGUAAACUCAUCUGCGACCACAAUCACAGUAAAAUAUGAAAAAUCCGGCCCUAGGAUGAGACACCUUUUGUUAUUGUUGUUUUUUAUUAUUAUUAUUUGCAAACUGUCUGCUGGAAAAGGGUUAUAAAGGCAUGUGCUGAUCUGAGAGAAUUUAAUCCAUCAAAUAUUCACUCAUGUUUUCAAUAAACUCAUGCCAUCCGUACACUAA
Molecule: messenger RNA, 15256 nt
Organism: Ctenopharyngodon idella (grass carp)
Lineage: Eukaryota; Metazoa; Chordata; Actinopteri; Cypriniformes; Xenocyprididae
Gene: nav1a
Product: neuron navigator 1a
Exons: 34
Coding region: 3753-10364 (2203 amino acids)
Biological process (GO): neuron migration; nervous system development; microtubule bundle formation
Cellular component (GO): axon initial segment; microtubule cytoskeleton
Molecular function (GO): ATP hydrolysis activity
Source: RefSeq, a predicted model, not a curated record